Clupea harengus (Atlantic herring) is the source of this 4650-nucleotide messenger RNA. RefSeq names its product nodal modulator (gene nomo). The record is from RefSeq and is a predicted model, not a curated record. Gene Ontology annotation, molecular function: carbohydrate binding. Lineage: Eukaryota; Metazoa; Chordata; Actinopteri; Clupeiformes; Clupeidae. Gene Ontology annotation, cellular component: endoplasmic reticulum membrane.
CGCCUGAAUCUGUUGUAAAUGUGAUGUGGUUUUGCCUUAUUCUUUCCCAGAUAAAGUUGUACACCAAACAAGGAUCUCUAAAGUACCAGACAGAUUGUGCUCCAAUCAAUGGCUAUUUCAUGAUACCCCUCUAUGACAAGGGAGACUAUGUGUUGAAGAUUGAGCCACCGCUGGGCUGGAGCUUUGAGCCCACCAGUGUGGACCUCCAUGUGGAUGGAGUGACGGAUAUUUGCACCAAGGAGCAGGACAUCAACUUUGUCUUCACCGGCUUCUCUGUCUCAGGAACGGUUCUGAGCAAGGGCCAGCUGCUGGGGCCGGCUGCAGUGGAGGUGAGCCUGCAGAAGGAGGGCGCAGAGGGGACAGUGCAGACGGUGCUCACCCAGCCUGGAGGAAAGUACACAUUCUUCAAAGUGCUCCCUGGGAAUUAUGACAUCACUGCGUCCCAUGAGUCCUGGACUUUGGAGCAGAAGAGCACCUCGGUGCGGGUCUCCAACGCCAACGCCCCGGCCGCUGAAGCCCUGGUGGUGGCGGGGUAUGAUGUGGCGGGGGAGGUGCGCAGUGACGGCGACCCCAUGAAGGGUGUCUCCUUCUUGCUCUUCUCGGCCAUUGUGAAAAAAGAGGACGUGAGCGGCUGCAGCAGAACUCCGGUGGACGGGGUCAUGCUGGACGACGACGCGCUGGCCUUCCUGUGCAGCGCCCUGUCCGGGGAGGACGGCACCUUCAGCUUCCCGUCGCUGGGCAGCGGGCCCUACACCCUGGUGCCCUACUAUAGGGGUGAGCGCAUCACGUUUGACGUGGCUCCAUCCAGGAUGGACUUCAAGGUUGAACACAACAGUCUGAAGCUGGAGCCAAUCUUCAGGGUGAUGGGCUUCUCCGUGACGGGCCGAGUUCUGAACAGUCAGGAAGGCGAGGGGGUGCCGGACGCCACGGUCACCCUCAACAACCAAAUGAAAGUGUUGACCAAAGACGACGGUUCUUUCAGACUGGAGAACAUGACGACGGGGACCUACACCAUCCGGACGCAGAAGGACCUCAUGUUCUUCGAGCCCAUCACCGUCAAAAUCGCCCCCAACACACCACAGCUCCCCGACAUCAUCACCGCUGGCUUCAGCGUGUGUGGGCGCAUCGCUGUCUCUCGUCUCCCAGAGGGCAUGAAGCAGCAAGGUCGCUACAAGGUCACCCUCACCCCCAGCGGUCAGGACAAGGCUGCCACUACUGAGAGUGACCACAUGGGGGCGUUCUGCUUCCAGGCUAGACCAGGAGAAUACAGCAUACAGGUGACUCUUCCCGACGCAGAGGUGCGUGCGGGGCUGGCCCUGCAGCCUCAGGCGCUGGAGAUCUCCCUGGUAGACCGGCCGCUCAGCGACCUGCUCUUCACACAGUUCAUGGCCACCGUCUCUGGCAAAGUCUCCUGUCUAGUGGCCUGCGAUGACCUGACGGUGACCCUGCAGCCCAUCAGCAGGCAGGGCGAGAAGCACGUCGUUCCGCUCUCCGGCAGCAGCGAGACACUCUCGUUCUCCUUCGAUGACGUCCUUCCUGGCAAAUACAAAGUGAGUGUGUCCCAGGAGGACUGGUGCUGGAAGAACAAGUCUCUGGAGGUGGAGGUGCUGGACGCUGACGUCAUGGGUGUGGAGUUCAAACAGAACGGCUACAUCCUCCGCUGCUCCCUAUCGCACGCCAUCACUCUGGAGUUUUUCCAAGAUGUCAGUAAGCCGGAGAAUGUUGGCGUGUACAAUCUCUCCAAGGGCAUCAAUCGCUUCUGCCUUUCCAAACCGGGUGUCUAUAAAGUGACCCCUCGUUCCUGUCACCAGUUUGAGCAGGAGUAUUACACUUACGACACGUCGGCUCCCAGCAUCCUGACCCUCACAGCUGUGCGUCAUCACAUGACGGGGCUCAUAACCACUGACAAACUGCUGGACGUGACGGUCACCCUCAAGUCGUCCAUCGAGAGCGAGCCUGCGCUUGUGCUGGGGCCCCUGCGGUCUCUGGAGGAGCAGCGUCAGGAGCAGCAGCUGCAGGAGAUCGUCCUGCGCCGGCAGGAGCGCGAAGCCGCGGCGAGACGAGAACCCUGGCAUGCAGGAGAAGGCCGACGAGCUACCGGGCCUUUCCACUACGAGUUCUCCCACUGGGCCAGAGCUGGAGAGAGGAUCACAGUGACCCCCUCUUCAAAGGAGCUCCUGUUCUACCCACCUGAAGUGGAGGCCAUCAUCACUGGAGAGUCGUGUCCGGGCAGGACUGUGAACAUCGUGGGCCGGGCUGGGCUCUUCCUGGAUGGCCGCGUGUCUCCGGAGCUGAAGGGGGUGGAGAUCUCCAUCACCCAGAGGGGAGCCACGGAGCCUGUCGUCAUGCUCACCGAUGACAACGGGGUCUACAGCGUCGGCCCGUUGCACAGUGACCAGGAGUACGACAUCAGUGCCAACAAGGAGGGCUUCGUCCUCACCCCAGUGGAGGGCACGACGGGAGACUUCAAGGCCUUCGCCCUGGCAGGAGUCACCUUCGAGAUCAAGGCGGAGGAUGGGCAGUCUCUCUCCGGGGUCCUGCUCUCCCUCAGCGGGGGAAGCUUCCGCUCCAACCUCCUCACCCAGGACACCGGCUUCCUAACAUUCAACAACCUGAGCCCAGGUCAGUACUACUUCAAGCCCAUGAUGAAGGAGUUCCGCUUUGAACCCGCCUCCCAGAUGAUCACCGGGGAGGGCGAGAAUCUCCAAAUCACCAUCACAGGCUUCAAGACGGCCUACAGUUGCUAUGGCACGUGCAGCUCUGAGCGGCGACGCAGAGUCGGUGUGGCGGUGGAGGCGGUGGGCCAGGGCGAGUGCAGCAUCUACAGCGAGGACACGGUCACCGACGACGACGGGCAUUUCAGACUACGUGGUCUGCUGCCUGGGUGCAAGUAUCUCAUCCAGCUGAGGCCCGAGGGCAACGACCACAUCGAACGAGCACUGCCCCAGCACCGGCCAAUCGAGGUUGCCAGCAACGACAUUGAGGGGGUGAACAUCAUAGCAUUCCGACAAAUCAACCAGUUUGACCUCAGUGGCAACAUCGUAGCUCCACCUGAGCACCUGACCUCACUCUGGGUAAAGCUUUAUAAGAAUGACAACCUGGAUAACCCCGUUCAGAGUGUGUCCUUGGGACAGUCCUUCUUCUUCCACUUCACUCCACUGAAGAGAGACGGAGAGAGCUACAUGCUAAUGCUGGACACCACCCUCUCUCGCUCCCAGUUUGACUUUACCCUCCCCCAGGUGUCCUUCACAUCCAAGGACUACCACAAGCACGUCACCCUGAACUUCAACCCCUCUAGGAAGGUCCCUGAUCAGGAUGUGGCGCAGGGAUCCUACAUUGCCCUUCCUCUUACACUACUACUUCUAUUAGCUGCAUACAACCACGAAAAGGUGAUCCCUCUGCUGCUCCAGCUGGUGAGCCGCAUGCAGGGCGUCCGCUCCCUGAGCCAGGCCAGCGGGGACAGCCUCGCCUUGGACGAGGCCAAACGCCAAGCCAAGAGGCUCAAGGCCCGCCGGACGUAACUCCCACCUCACCACUCCCCCAACUCACCAUCACUAUCGCCACCACCACCGCCGCCAUACCCCAGAGACCCUCAACCCCACCGCCAGUUACACCAGACUGCGCGGUUACCACAUGGUCCCUCUCCCAGAAGGCCGUGCUCCUCCAUACAGUCUUUGAACUGCUCUAUCUGUUCACCAUCCACCUGACAAGAUACGGACGGUGAAGACUGGUGUGUGAACAUGAAGCUCUUGAGGUCAAGUGUGUUUCGAAGAUGAGGAGGAACCAAACAGUAGAUUAUAACAAAUAAUAUUGUUGCGAAAUAAGAUCCCAACAGUAGAUUAGAAUUAUCAAGGACUGAAAUUUCCCCACCCGGGUUUUGGGUGAGGGUCUUCAUUCUGUCCAUAAUGUGGUCUUCACACGGCCUGUUGUGACCUGCAUCUUGUGGUUGUGCCAUUCUGGCUUGCCAUUCAUAUGUUUUUAGGUGGUAGUAGAUUUGGGGGUGACUGUUAAUUCUUUUAUAUGGUUCCUGAUAUAUUGUGGCUGAUGGUAUAAUGUGAACGUGUGUGUGUGUGUGUGUGUGUGUGUGUAGGUAUGUGUGUAUGUGUGUAUGUAUACGAGUAUGCAUGUCUGUGCAAGUGUUGCUCAGGAAGAAUUUGUGAUAAAAGCAAAAUCACAAACAUAGGUCCACUUGAACACUCUAUAGAAAUGACUGUGGUCAAACAGUGUAGCUAGCGAUUAAUUGAGUAAUUUAUUAAUUUAUUAAUCCCUGUUUUAGAACCUCUGAACUAAUACAGUGACUCCGAUGAAAUGGAUUACUGAUAUGAUCUACUUAGUGGUACUCGUUAAAUUGACAUCCCUAACUUAAAUGUCCUACAUCCAUGCAAAUUCACUUGCUAAAAUGAAACACAUGAGACGUUUUUGUAAAUUGGUUAAUUGUCUUGAUUUUUUUUAUAAAACUAAUGAAGCCAAAUGCUGUUUCAGCAGGCAGCUUAACCUGUUUUGAUUGACUGCUUGAGCGGGCAGCUUAACCUGUAUUGAUUGGCUGUAUUUUUCUCCCAAAACCUUGCGGUUCCCGGGUUGAGGAGUGUGAUUAGCAGAGAACGACUGAGAUUUGAUAAAGGUGAAUAAAAGAUUUUUGCGAGAACUGAA